AACGUUUCGGUUUAUUAGAGAGUAAUAUUGACAUUUUCUAGGACGAGCGAUGUCGACAAGGGACAAAGACAGAAGUGGGAAGCUAGCUGCAGGUAGAAAGAAGCUGGAGAAGUUCCAGGCUCGACAGCAGAGCGGCAAGAAGAAACAAGGCUCUGUGCCUCUCCUUCUCUCCCUCCCUGCUCUCGAGACCAAUGCCUUACUCCAGGGAGCCGGUGGGGCUCCAGAACUAACUGCUCCUCUCCCCUCACUCACUCUCAGCAAUUCUCUCUCAUUGACCACACCUACUGACCUACCUGCUCCCGUUGCCAACGGAUACAGCAACAGUGAUAGGUGGAGCCUGAAGGCACGAACUUUGACCCCACCAAGGGACCGUAUCUCCCAGGACAGUGAAUCAGAAGACAGUUAUCUCCAGGCUCAGACCAUUGAUAUUCUGGUGGCAGAGAAGUCGUCACUGGAGUCAAAGAUUCACCCCCUCCAGACUGACCUCAGACACAAGACGAGGGAAGUGGAGGACCUGAGGAGUCGUCUACAGUCAACCAGACUGCAGCUGGAAGAGAAUGAGAGAUUGAAACUCUCCCUCAUCGAGGACAGAACAAAGCUGGACAGAGUGAGUCACAGGUUCAGUACAUAAUACGCUACUGUCUUGUGUACAGAGCCUGUUGGAGGAGAGGAGGGGCAGGGAGGAGGCUGAGGGUGCCUUGCAGAAGAUGAAGACAGCUCUCGAGGACACCAGACAGGAGAACACUGAGCUAGUCAGCAAGGUGACCGGCCAGGCAGCUGAUCUUCACUCCCUCCAACAGACGACCUCUGACCUCCGCAGUCGACUGACGAUGGCGGAGCUCCUCAACCAGCAGCUGUCGGCAGGUCCGUCUUCUCCCAGUGGGUCGGGGGAGGGGCUGGCUGCCGGGGAGCUGGAGGAGCUGCAAGGGGAGGUGGGGAGACUGGAGGGAGUGGUGAGGAGUGUGAGUGGGGAGAGGGACCAGGCUCUCGGGGAUCUCGACGCUCUCCGAGAGGCAAUGAUACAACAGAGACAAGACUCCGCCCAGAGAUUGUCAGAGCUGCAUUCGAGGCUGGCAGAGAGUGAGGCGGAGAGACUGAAUCUGUCUGAGCAACUGUCGGACGUCUCCCAGAGACAAUAUGAACUUGCUCAACACGCAUCUUCUGAGCAUGCCCAGUACCAAGAAUCAACCCUGGUUGCCAUGGAGACUCUACAGCAAGAAAAUCAAGAGCUCCAGACUCAGCUUCAGUCACAGUUGGCAGAGUGUGAUAAGCUACGGAGGUUGACUGGAGAGUUGCAAAGGAAGGUGGAGGAGGGAGAGAGAGAGGGUGAGAGGCUCAGGGAGAGUGCUAUAGACUCAGGAGCUCUACUGGAGACAAUGUCGCGAGACAAGGAGGCCCUGAGCAGGGCGGUGGCCCAAAAUAGAGAGCUGAAGACUCAACUUGUGGAGUUGCAGGAUGGCUUCGUGAGAUUGAGUCAGCAGAACAUGGAGCUGGCGUUGGACGUUGAGACUGAGAGGUUCCACGUGUCUCAGCUGACGAGGCAGCUGGAGGCAGCGUCACAGUCGCAGGAGGAGGAGGAGGGGCUGGGAGAGGACAAGAGAGCAGAGAUAGGGAUACAGACGAGGUGGGAAGAGAGGGAGGAGGAGGAGGGAGUCGAGGUGGACACACAGACCACAGCAGGAGAAGAGGAAGACACUGAGACGACUAACCACCUCUUACACCAAAUUCAGGAGGUGGAGGAAGAGAGGGAGAGUCUGAGGCUACAGUUGGAGGAACUGGUGAUAGAGAGAGACAGUCUACAUGAGGAGAUAUCACGGCUUCACUCGCAACUGACUGGGCCCACUCGCAGCCAAUUAUCAGUCCUAAUGACAGGGGCUCCCCCGCAGACACCGAAGCUGCUAAUGACAGGGGCUCCCCUGCAGAUGCUGAGGCUGCCAAUCAGACACUAGACAUACUCACUGCACUCCAGGUCAACUUUAAUGCUCUUCAGGAGCGGUAUGUGGCGGUGAUGUUGGAGAAGGCGGAGCUUGUUGAGCAGGUGGAGCAACGAGAGGUUACCAUUGGACAGCUCUCUGGAGAGACUGAGACCAUUGGUCAGUCUAUUUCAACUCUCUAUGAUAUCUGGAAAAGACACCUCCUUUAUAAGGACACUUGGAGAGUACGUAAUGCUGUACCAGGCCCAGAGAGAGGCUCUGAGGGCAAAGUUCAAAGAAAAAGACAAUUUCAUUCAGCAGCUUGUCUCAGAGAAGGAGGCAGUGCAGGCUCAGUUGUCAGAGGUACAGACACUCAUGAAACAGCUGGUGACUGGCAGAACUCGUGAGAACAGACCAACCACCUCACAUGAAGCUCCUUCUCCUCCACCCCCUCCCUCAUCUCCCUCAUCACUCCCCCUCCAUCUCCGCCAAUUCACACGUGCUCAUCACAUCACACCCUCUCCUCCUCCUCCUCCUCCCCCUCACACCUCAACUGAGACAGUGGACCGUAUAUUCCAGCUUCUGUCAGUGAUUGGUGAGGGUGUGGAGAGGGGGAAGAGUGAGGUGGUGCCUUGUGCCUGCUGUACCGGUGAUGUCAUCUCUGUAUAAACCUUCAUUAAUGAAAACUGUCACAUGUUCUCCAUCAUUAAUAAACCUUCAUCUUCAAUUUGUAAAAAUGACUUUAACAAGUGAAGC
This is a messenger RNA of Geodia barretti, 2669 nucleotides long. NCBI's taxonomy places the organism in Eukaryota, Metazoa, Porifera, Demospongiae, Tetractinellida, Geodiidae. The record is from the annotation of a GenBank genome assembly.